CUCUCUGUAGAACGCAUAGCGGCGGCAGUCCUCACCUCCUUUCAGCGCAUAUGGAGUUCUUUUUGCAGAAUGAAGAACAGGGGUUUCCCCUGUUUAUGGAUCGAUACCUCCGAUCAUGAUUACAUUCGUACGUCUCUGUCGUGUUUCGCUUUACGUCGAUAUUUACUGUUUGCUUACUCGUGAUUCGGACAGAGACCAACUCGUCACACUAACGAACCGGACUCCACACCGAAGUGUCCGCAUCGUUGGUAUCACUCCCGACCAUGGGUUGUUGCGUACUGUGCCGAUGGGCUGUGGAGAGUUCAUUGAUUUACAGCCUGAUGGGAAUAGCCUUGAUAUGAUGAAGGGGUUGAUAUCGACGAAGGGGUAGGUAGGAACGACGAGCAUGCGGAACUAUUAUGAAAUCAUUAAUCAAUCACAUUACACUGGCAUACAAAAGACGCCCACCUCAUUCAACACACUAAGAUCAAUC
Molecule: messenger RNA, 472 nt
Organism: Suillus subalutaceus
Lineage: Eukaryota; Fungi; Basidiomycota; Agaricomycetes; Boletales; Suillaceae
Exons: 1
Coding region: 116-370 (84 amino acids)
Source: RefSeq, a predicted model, not a curated record